Molecule: messenger RNA, 2950 nt
Organism: Trichosurus vulpecula (common brushtail)
Lineage: Eukaryota; Metazoa; Chordata; Mammalia; Diprotodontia; Phalangeridae
Gene: MARK2
Product: microtubule affinity regulating kinase 2
Exons: 19
Coding region: 84-2450 (788 amino acids)
Biological process (GO): microtubule cytoskeleton organization; protein phosphorylation; intracellular signal transduction
Cellular component (GO): cytoplasm
Molecular function (GO): ATP binding; protein serine/threonine kinase activity; tau-protein kinase activity
Source: RefSeq, a predicted model, not a curated record
AUGCGGCCGGGGCCCCCGCGCUGAGCCGCCUGGUGCCCGCUGCCCUUCCUCGCAGCCCCCGGGCCCCCGGCCCCGGCGGCACCAUGUCCAGCGCCCGGACCCCCCUGCCCACGCUGAACGAGAGGGACACGGAGCAGCAGCCGGCCCUCGGACACCUGGACGCCAAGCCCAGCAGUAAGGCCAACAUGCUCCGUGGCCGCAACUCAGCCGCCUCUGCUGACGAGCAGCCUCACAUCGGCAAUUAUCGGCUCCUCAAGACCAUCGGCAAAGGCAACUUCGCUAAGGUGAAGCUGGCCCGGCAUGUCCUGACUGGCAAGGAGGUGGCGGUGAAAAUCAUUGACAAGACCCAGCUCAAUUCUUCCAGUCUCCAGAAACUGUUCCGGGAAGUAAGAAUAAUGAAGGUUUUGAAUCAUCCCAACAUAGUUAAAUUAUUUGAAGUGAUUGAGACGGAGAAGACCCUUUAUCUUGUAAUGGAGUAUGCCAGUGGAGGAGAGGUGUUCGAUUACCUGGUAGCUCAUGGGAGGAUGAAGGAAAAAGAGGCCCGAGCCAAGUUCCGACAGAUAGUAUCAGCUGUACAGUACUGUCACCAGAAGUUCAUUGUGCAUAGAGACUUGAAGGCAGAGAACUUGCUCCUGGAUGCUGACAUGAACAUUAAAAUCGCCGACUUUGGCUUCAGUAAUGAGUUUACUUUUGGCACAAAGCUGGACACCUUCUGUGGCAGCCCCCCCUACGCAGCCCCAGAGCUCUUCCAGGGCAAGAAGUAUGACGGGCCUGAGGUGGACGUUUGGAGCCUCGGGGUCAUCCUUUACACGCUGGUCAGCGGCUCCCUGCCUUUUGAUGGCCAGAACCUCAAGGAGCUUCGGGAGCGGGUACUGCGGGGGAAGUACCGGAUCCCGUUCUACAUGUCCACGGACUGCGAGAACCUGCUCAAGAAAUUCCUCAUUCUCAAUCCCAGCAAAAGGGGCACUUUAGAGCAAAUCAUGAAAGACCGGUGGAUGAAUGUGGGGCAUGAGGAAGAUGAGCUCAAGCCAUAUGUGGAGCCAUUGCCAGACUACAAGGACCCCCGGCGGACAGAGCUGAUGGUCUCCAUGGGCUACACGAGAGAGGAGAUCCAGGACUCGCUGGUGGGCCAGAAGUACAACGAGGUGAUGGCCACCUACCUGCUCCUGGGCUACAAGAGCUCGGAGCUGGAGGGUGAGACAAUCACGCUGAAGCCACGGCCGUCGGCGGAACUGACCAACAGCAGCGCCCCGUCCCCGUCCCACAAGGUACAGCGUAGCGUCUCUGCCAACCCUAAGCAGCGGCGCUUCAGUGAUCAGGCUGGUCCUGCCAUCCCCACCUCCAACUCCUACUCAAAGAAGACACAGAGUAACAACGCAGAGAACAAGCGGCCUGAGGAGGAAAGAGAGUCUGGGCGAAAGGCCAGCAGCACUGCCAAGGUGCCCGCCAGCCCCCUGCCUGACCUUGACAGGAAGAAGACCACACCCACCCCCUCCACGAACAGCGUGCUCUCCACCAGCACGAACAGGAGUCGGAACUCCCCGCUGUUAGAGCGGGCCAGCUUAGGCCAGAGCUCUGUCCAGAACGGCAAGGACAGCCUAACCAUGCCGGGCUCGCGGGCCUCCACGGCCUCUGCCUCCGCCGCUGUCUCUGCGGCCCGACCCCGCCAGCACCAGAAGUCCAUGUCAGCCUCCGUGCACCCCAACAAGGCCUCGGGGCUGCCCCCGACAGACAGUAACUGUGAGGUGCCCAGGCCCAGUACUGCUCCCCAGAGGGUCCCUGUGGCCUCCCCCUCAGCCCACAACAUCAGCAGCAGCGGAGGAGCCCCAGAACGGACCAACUUCCCCCGGGGGGUGUCAAGCAGAAGCACCUUCCAUGCCGGGCAGCUUCGCCAGGUACGGGAUCAACAGAACCUGCCCUAUGGGGUCACACCUGCCUCUCCUUCUGGCCACAGCCAAGGCCGACGGGGGGCCUCCGGAAGCAUCUUCAGCAAAUUCACCUCCAAGUUUGUUCGAAGAAAUCUGUCUUUCAGGUUUGCCAGAAGGAACCCGAAUGAGCCCGAAAGCAAAGACCGAGUGGAAACCCUCAGACCUCACAUGGUGGGCGGCGGGGGCAGCGACAAGGACAAAGACGAGAACCGAGAGGCCAAGCCGCGCUCUCUGCGCUUCACCUGGAGCAUGAAGACAACCAGCUCCAUGGAGCCCAACGAGAUGAUGCGGGAGAUCCGGAAGGUGCUGGACGCUAACAACUGCCAAUGUGAGCUGCAGGAGAAGUUCAUGCUCCUGUGUAUGCAUGGGACCCCAGGCCACGAGACCUUCGUGCAGUGGGAGAUGGAGGUGUGCAAGCUGCCCCGCCUCUCCCUCAACGGCGUGCGCUUCAAGCGGAUAUCGGGCACCUCCAUGGCCUUUAAGAACAUCGCCUCCAAGAUUGCCAACGAGCUCAAGCUUUAACAGGCUGCCGGGGCGCCGCACCAGCCACUGCGGUGCCCCCACCCCAGGACCAGUGAAGGGCGUGUGCGCCCUGGGGCGGGGCUGCAGCUGGGCCUGCCCCCCCUUUCCUUUUCAGUUUUUUUCCUCCGCAUUUGUGGGGGAGGGAAGGUCGUUCCCCCCCACCCUAUGACCCCCUCAACAUGAGACAAGGAAUGUAGGGGGUUCUGGGGGCGGGGAACCCCCAGGUACUGCGGUUGCACAGAGUAUUUCGCCGAAACCAAGAAUUUUUUUAUUACCAAAAAAAAAAAAAUGCACCGGACACCUCCUUGCCCUUCUCCUGGGGUAGUUCAGACUGGAUUGAUGGCAUCUUCUCCCCUGGGAAUUGCUCAAGGCUGGAUCACCCUCUUCCCAGAGAGAAAAGGGGGAAAUUUGCUGCCCCUUUAUCCUCCCAACCGGGCCAGUUUGGGGUUUCGCCCUGCCUUCCGUCUUCUAAAUAAACCACCAGGGGUUGCCUUUCUAGA